AUGGAGGCGAUUCGACCUGUGCGUCGUGUAGUCUCCUCAGAGAAGACGCCACGAAAGAAGGAGCCUGGAUCAAUGUCGCCUACAUUUUCGACGACAAUUCCUCCGAGCAUGCAGCGUAAACCGUCCAGUGAGUUUGGCGGCUUGCAAACCAGCACUUCGACACCUUUGUCAGUCCGCGCCUCCAGCUACUCUGCCAAGGACUUGGAAGCCAGUCCAUUGUCAUCAGGUCUCAAUAAGCGUCAAACAUUUACGCCAACCAGACUACCCGCCACGCGUGGCACAGUCGUGUUGCACCCAAUGCAAGCGGAACCGGAUGAUUACCUUCAUAUUCCUGAGAAAAACGUGGACACGCACUCCAUACGUCCGACCUGGCGUGGAUGUUUUAAUGUUACAACACUGCUUAUCAUUGCGUUAUGUCUGAUUAUGCUUUUUGCUGGUUAUCCCAUUAUUGCUAAUUUUGAUGAUUCAUACAAUAAGAUUGACCAACGUCUCGCCCAAGGCCAAGCUAAGCCCAUUCCUGCGCGACCUCCCGUGGAUCCAGAUACCCCAUCUCAAUAUCACACGCGUCAAGGAGACGAUGGCACGACCUGGGAGCUUGUCUUCAGCGAUGAGUUCGAGAAGGAAGGCCGAACAUUUUGGCCUGGCGAUGAUCCCUACUGGGAAGGUGGCGACUUUUACUAUCGUGCAACGUUUGACUACGAGUGGUACACACCUGAAGCGAUCAACACAACGAAUGGUAGGCUUCAAAUUACUAUGGAUGAGAUUCUUGAGCAUAACACCUACUUUAGGUCAGGUAUGCUUCAGUCGUGGAACAAGAUGUGUUUCCAAGGUGGUUACAUUGAAGCCUCGGUCGUUCUUCCAGGCGGUCCGCAAACCCAAGGUUACUGGCCUGGCUUUUGGAUGAUGGGCAACCUGGGGCGCCCAGGUUAUCUGGCCACGACAGACGGCAUGUGGCCCUAUGUCUAUGAGAACUGUGAUGUGGGUAUUUUACCCAACCAAACAUACCUAGAUGAGUCGGGCCCAGAGGCUGCGCUCAACGCCAAGGUCGAUGGGAAAACAGAUCAGCUCUCGAUUCUUACAGGUAUGCGUUUCCCCGCCUGCACAUGUUCUGGUCAAGGCCACCCUGGCCCCAAUCCCAACGUUGCACGGGGUGUACCUGAAUUGGAUAUUUUCGAGAUACAGGUGGAUGCAAAGAAGGGAGCCUCGGUUGCUUCCCAGUCCUACCAGGUAGCGCCGUUUGAUGCCAAUUACAAAUGGUAUUCGAACCAGUCAAGCUACCAAAUCUACGAUACUGACGUCACCUCAAGGAACCCGUGGUCAGGCAGUCAGACCCAGGAAGCCCUUUCCUGUGUCACAGAAAUACCUAAUAAGGCAUUUAUGAAAACGACCCGAACGCCUACCGUGUUUGGUAUCGAAUACGACCCGGACUUAGAGGACACAGGGAACGGCUACAUCACCUGGUAUGUGGAUGGCAAGAAGUCUUGGACUGUUUACGAAGGCGCUUUGGAUGCCAAUGAAGCCACCAAGAUCGGAAAACGUACCUUCCCCAAGGAACCUAUGUCCAUUAUUAUUAAUUUGGGUAUUGCAGGCGGCUUCCAAGAAGUUCAUUGGGAUGAGAUUGAUUUCCCCGCACAAAUGGAAUUUGACUAUAUUCGCGUGUACCAAAAGCCUGGUCAAAAGCGUGUAAGCUGUGAUCCCAGUGAUCAUCCUACAGCGAACUACAUUAACAGUAACAUGGAAAUGUACUUCAAUAACAACUUGACGUCAUUUUCCAACAUCUCUAGCAGUUGGCCAAAGAACAAGCUCACCGGUUGCUAA
Malassezia pachydermatis is the source of this 1818-nucleotide messenger RNA. Its product is annotated as kre6-glucan synthase subunit. Gene Ontology annotation, cellular component: endoplasmic reticulum membrane; plasma membrane. The coding region runs from base 1 to 1818 and encodes 605 amino acids. The transcript has a single exon. Lineage: Eukaryota; Fungi; Basidiomycota; Malasseziomycetes; Malasseziales; Malasseziaceae. Gene Ontology annotation, molecular function: glucosidase activity. Gene Ontology annotation, biological process: fungal-type cell wall organization; (1->6)-beta-D-glucan biosynthetic process. The record is from RefSeq and is a predicted model, not a curated record.